AUGGAAAAAAGAAGAGCAGAUGUGCCCCCCUUGAAGAAAAUAGCAUACGAUGCAUCUGUUGUGGGAGAAGGCAACUGGUGGGAUGAGGAACAGACCACAACCAUCCUGCAGAAGAAAAUAGAUGCAAUAUUUGCACAAAUCGAGGAGUAUAAGAGAGUUGCAGAGCAUGCAGAGAGCGAAAAGCUAAGAAUAGAAAGAGUGAAGGUGGACGAGUUACUUUCUCUAUUGGAGAAUGUACACCCAGAUAAAGUAAAUUCAGAGAUGCCAGAAAUAAUUAAGAAAGAAAUACUAAACUGCCAGCAGCAUAUGCAGACCAUUUCGCAGUUAAGAAAGAGAGCAAGCCAAGCAAAAGAAGUUACUGUGCAGCCCCAGCCAGAGGCUACUCCAGCAAUAGACGCAAGUGAAAUAUCUGAGCACAUAAAUCGUAUAGAUAGCUUAGAAAGCAAAGUUCUACAUAUGGCCAGUAGGCUUCCUCCUAAUUACACGAAGCUAGUCAAAGCACUUGAACAAGAGAACAAGGACUUGUCUUUAAGCAUAAAAGUACUUACGGAGAAGAUAGAAGAGUUUAUUAAGAAAGACGCAGAGUCGUACAGAGAGAAGGAGAAAGCAGAAAAGAGAAUUGAAGAAAUAUUCCAGGCAUCUUCCAAGAAAGAAUCAGAGCUUCUGGCAGAGAAAGAGAGGAUUUGUACAGAAAAGGAUAUUUUACAGAAGAGAGUAAAUGAAUUAUAUCUAGCUUUAGAGACAUUAAAUUCCACAAUAGUUGAGCAAACUAGGGAUUUAGAGAAUGUAUCAGAGAACCGGGUGGAGUGUGCAAACCAGUGCCACAUCCGAAUAAAAGAGCUAGAGAACAAGGAAAUAGACCGGCUUGAAGAGGUAGCAUUUCUUGUGCGAAAAUACAUUGACACAGGAAAGAAAAACGAUUUGUUACUAGAAGAAAUUACAGAAUUAAAGCACCAGAUAAAGUACAGUGCACCACAAAUAAUCUCUAUUCCAGAAGAGUCCAAUAAUCACAAGGAAAUCAUAAAAUCAUUACAAGAAGAACUACACCAACUAAAGGUGGAUGUAGAAAGGGGCAAGAUGGAUUAUUUAGAAAGAAAGUCUUCGGCGAAUUACCAUAAACGAAAAUCUGUUCAGCAUGAAGCAGAAUUAUCAGCUGCGAGAAAAGCUGCAAGUGAUUUAGCAGAGGUAAACAAGCAUUUACAAAGCAGAUUGCACGAGUCAGAGAAAAGUAAGAAGCUGUCCUCUCAGAGAGACAUAGAGCUGUAUCAGGGAAUGAUUAGAUGCAGUCUCUGCUCUACUAAUAUUAAGAAUGUAGCACUCAAGAGAUGCAUGCAUCUAAUGUGUCGGGCGUGUAUUGAUGAAAGAAUGGCAAGCCGGCAGAAGACUUGUCCUUUGUGUGGCACCACCUGCACCCCAAAUGACAUUGUAAGUGUCUAUUUGUAG
Messenger RNA from Nematocida parisii ERTm1, 1443 nucleotides. RefSeq lists its product as uncharacterized. Gene Ontology annotation, cellular component: HULC complex; nucleus. The transcript has a single exon. The coding region runs from base 1 to 1443 and encodes 480 amino acids. Gene Ontology annotation, molecular function: ubiquitin protein ligase activity; metal ion binding. Lineage: Eukaryota; Fungi; Microsporidia. The record is from RefSeq and is a predicted model, not a curated record.